Molecule: messenger RNA, 498 nt
Organism: Gracilinanus agilis (Agile Gracile Mouse Opossum)
Lineage: Eukaryota; Metazoa; Chordata; Mammalia; Didelphimorphia; Didelphidae
Gene: EPYC
Product: epiphycan
Exons: 3
Coding region: 1-498 (165 amino acids)
Source: RefSeq, a predicted model, not a curated record
AUGAAAACUUUAGCAAGAAUUUUCCUGGGACUUUUUGUCUUUGAUGCUGCUUUGGCCGCACCUACCCUAGGAUCUAUUAACUAUGACUCUGAAACCUACGACAUGACAUUGGAAGACCUAGAUAAUUUCUACAAUUAUGAAAAUCUACGUAUUGAUCAAUCAGAGAUUGAAAUUGUGACUGUGAUGCCUUCUGGAAAUAGAGAGCUUCCUAGCCCGCCACCCCUGUCCCUGGAGCCAGAGGAGGAAGAAUCUACUGCCAAACUGAUUGAUGGCUCCUCCCCAAAUGGGCAAGAAUUCAUUGGUGUCCUUGGUCCUCAAACCAAUGAAGACUUUCCCACCUGCCUCCUAUGCACUUGUAUGAGCACCACUGUCUACUGUGAUGACCAUGAACUUGAUGCUGUCCCUCCUCUGCCCAAGAACACAGCCUAUUUCUAUUCCCGAUUUAAUAGAAUAAAAAAGAUCAACAAAAAUGACUUUGCACAUCUAAGUAUGCUCUGA